This is a messenger RNA of Saccoglossus kowalevskii, 1294 nucleotides long. RefSeq names its product procathepsin L-like. Lineage: Eukaryota; Metazoa; Hemichordata; Enteropneusta; Harrimaniidae. Gene Ontology annotation, biological process: proteolysis. Gene Ontology annotation, molecular function: cysteine-type peptidase activity. The record is from RefSeq and is a predicted model, not a curated record.
GAUGGUGACUGCCGAUUCAAAGCUAGCGCUGUUGCUGCCACCUGCACUGGUUACACUGAUGUAGAGAGUGGAAGUGAAUCUGCAUUACAACAAGCUGUGGCCACUGUAGGACCAGUAUCUGUGGCUAUCGAUGCAAGUCACCAAUCAUUUCAGUUUUACUCAAGUGGUGUGUACAUUGAACCAGAAUGCAGCAGUACUGAGUUAAACCACGGUGUUUUGACGGUGGGAUAUGGUACAGAAGAUUCCUCAGAUUACUGGCUUGUUAAAAACAGUUGGGGAACUACCUGGGGAGAACAAGGUUACAUUAAGAUGGCACGUAACCGUAACAACCAGUGUGGUCUUGCAACCCAGGCCAGUUAUCCAUUAGUGUGAGAAAGUAACCAACACACUGCAUCUCUCUAUUCAAGAUAAAAAACCCGGCAUAGUUAAAAAUAAAAAUCAAGACAAAUUUAAUCCAUAGAUUAAAUUUUAUAUUUGCCAAUUCAACUAGGAAGUCUAUCACUACGAACUUGGUUUUGCAGGUUAUUUCGAUACAUUUUUUUUUCAGCUUCCCUCAAUUUUAUCAUCUGUUUUGCAUUCAAUUUUAAACAUUCUUUGCCUAUUUUUAAUUGCUCAUUUCUUGAAUCAAAGAUGUCUGCCUGUCGGCCAUCAUGAAUUUUUGCCUACAAGCUUUAUAAGUGCUAUUGUACAGAACACAAUUCCUUUGCAUGAAUCAGGCUGCUCACAGAUUGUACUCUAAAUAAAUGAAAGAAAUUAAACAUUUUGAGCAAUAUUUCUCAAAUUAUGACAAUAUCAGCAAUGCAGAUGUAAUCUGGGAGGAAUAUACCUAAUUUUUUUUUACAUUCUAACAAGUACUGCUUUUGUCAUUUUUUUUUCUUCAAUGUAUGGGGUUGGGUGAAUUGUUUGUGCUUCCGCCUUUUUUCUUUGAUGCAAGCAUAUCAUGCUGUAGUCUGAAUUUACAUUUCAAACAACAUAACUAUAACAAAUGCCACCUUUACAGUCCCAUGGCUCGUGCUUCUUCAUUUUAAGUAUAGCUGUUCUAGGAUGUGUUCACUUGGAACUUUGACAGACUGACUUGGAUAUCACAUCUCGUGACCAUACUUGGUCCUUUGAAUCAAUGAAGCUAAUUUGUACACUAUUUUCUUUAUAGGGGUAUUUUUAUGUCUGCAUAUCAUUUUCUUGUAUUGUGCCGUAUUUUACUAGAAAAUGUCUUAAACUUAAAGUGUGUCAGCAUUUGUGAAUUCUGUCCUUGUUUUGAAUUAAUAUUUUCAAUAAAAUUUCUUAUUUAACAAAA